Patella vulgata (common limpet) is the source of this 1733-nucleotide messenger RNA. RefSeq lists its product as uncharacterized. The record is from RefSeq and is a predicted model, not a curated record. Bases 36 to 1073 code for a protein of 345 amino acids. The transcript has 9 exons. Lineage: Eukaryota; Metazoa; Mollusca; Gastropoda; Patellidae.
AUGAAAUAUAACAAUCAUUUAAUAGUUUGUAUAUCAUGGCUAAUGGUCUAUAUCUUAUAAUAUUUAUGUCAAUGUUCAAGUUGUCUCAAUGUCAAGUAGAACUUACAGGAUCUGAUAUAGCAUUUGAAGGCGAGAAAUAUGUUUUAACUUGUCAUAUAGCAGCUAAUGAAGGAACUAGAUAUUAUUGGUAUAGAAAUGAAGUAUUGGUAGCUAGAUCUGGUUCGAAUCCUUCAGCAGAUGGGGAUUUUUGCGGAAUGAUCAAUAAUAACGGUUCUCAACGUGACAGAUAUGAAUUAAACUGUCAACAACAUCAGCUUACCAUUAAAUCUGUUGAUUCGUCUGAAGAUGGUGUUAGCUGGAAAUGUCAUAACUUUAGAUAUUCUAUUACACAGAAUCCAGAAUAUGGCGGUACUUUAACAAUAAAAACCGGAAUACCUGCUACAGACGUGUCUAUCAGCUUUCCAUCAUACACCCAUAAACUUAUCAACAACACACUACAGAUUCAAAAUGGUUCAAAUUUACUGAUAGGCUGUCAACCCAAUAAUGACGCCUCGCCAGCACCAGACAUUCGUUUGUAUUAUAUCAAAAAUACUUUUGAUAUACUUAAACGUACCACAGGCGAUUACCUGGAGACAUCUUUAACUGUUACCAUGGAGAUGAAUGGAUCAACAUUGUACUGUAAAGCUAAUAAUAGUAAACGCGUUGAAAUAUCAACCUAUAUAAAGAUGCAAGUAUUAGAUCCGACAACAAUGUCAUUACACGUGAAUAACGUCACUGACAAUAAAAUAAUUCUACAAUGUAAAGUAGAUGGUCGACCGAAUAACUACAUAUUUUCACCAUGGAAACAUUACUUGGAUGGCGUAUUGAUACGAGAGGUCGAAGGUUAUCUGGAGAAUGGAGAUAAUUCUAUCUACUACCUCAACAUCCCAACUCAGUUAUAUAAAAACAGAGGAGUUUAUGUUUGUACCAUUCUCCUAACAACGGGAAACAGGAUGAUAUAUCUGUAUUUAUUGGUGCUGGUGGGGCGGCUGGUUUGUUUAUCAUCAUCAUCGUCAUCAUCAUUAUUGUUGUAGUUGUUAAAAAACGUCGACGCAAACAAACAGAAAUGGAGAUUAUGGAGAAUGAUUUAUACAUUAGUGGUGAUACACCGACAGCAGAGAUUGACAAGAUUCUUAAAGCUAGGGGUGUGCCUAAAGAUACUACAGUUCAAGAAAUGGAAAUACUGAAGAAUCAUUUAUAUGUUAGUGCCGAUGAUGACCCUUCGAACAAAAACCCUAUAAAAUCAUCGAGUAAAGAUGCUUCCCCGAAACCAGAGAUGGAAAUAAUGGAGAAUCAUCUAUAUAUAAGCGCUGAUUAUGAUGCUUCACAGAAUCAGACUGAUGGAAACGGAGUGAAGACGAAACCAGAGAUGGAAAUAAUGGAGAAUCAUUUAUAUAUAAGCGCUGAUUAUGAUGCUUCACAGAAUCAGACUGAUGGAUACCAAGUCAUGAAGAAUUAGAAAGAUGUGUUUACAUGAUGAAUAUCAAUCAAGAUAGGAAAAUGGUCACUACCCCACAGAUCUUCAUUUACUCUCGAUGUAAAAUCCUGAAACAGGACCGGACAGCAACGGAGAGAUCGAGGGCAGUAAAAGAAGCUGUAGCAGGAUGUAUAAUGUUGUGCCAUAGUGUUUUAUGAAUCUAUACGUAUCCUAGAACACGAAGGUGUACAUUUGAUGUAAUUUUAACCAUGAUAAA